AUGAAUGAGGAACAAAAGCUGUUUCUGGUGGAUUUGGUAAUUGUUGGUCUUGUCUUGUCUCAGUUCUUUCCUUGUCCACACUGCACCAUCUCCUUCACUGACUGUUACUUCCUGGAGAACCACAUCAAGACCAAACACCAGAAGCAGUACCUGGCCAUGUUGAAAAGCCAAGUCUCAAAGAGUAAAAGAGUGUACGGCCCCACACACAGCUGUCCCCACUGUAGCUGCAUGUUCCAUACACCACGACAGCUAGACAUCCACACCCGCCAGGCCCACCCCUCUGACCGUCCCCAGAAACCUGCCCCUCCCCGGAGAACUGGCCGUCCCCACAGGGUUCAGGAGAAAUUCCACACCUGCCCACAGUGUUCCCGCAGAUUCAAGUACCUGGGCAGCCUGCUGAAGCACUGCAAGAAUUUGCACAAAAUGGCCGUUGUUCUCAUCGAUGGACACCUCAGUUGCGCGGACUGUGGGAAGAGCUUUGAGAAUUGCUGGGGACUGGAUCCUCACCGGUGUCAUGAACCAGAGGACACUAAACCUAAGGACACUAAGCCUGUGAUAUGUCUGGAAGUCGGCUUCCAUUGCUCUGAGUGUGGCAAGAUCCUCACAACUCCUACAAGCCUGAACACUCGCGUGCGCAUGCACACCAGAGAGAAGCUUUACGAAUGCAAGGAGUGCGGCAAAAGAUUCUCGAACGGCAGCUGUUUAGGCAAACACCUGCUGAUACACAAGGGGGGGUCAAAGAAUUCAAAUGCCAGGAUUGUGGGAAGGCUUUCGCCCAGGCAAACCUUCUGAGGAAUCACAUGACUGUUCACUCUGGUGAGAGAAAGUUCUCCUGCUCCCAUUGUGACAAGCGGUUUGCAUACAAGGGUAGUCUGGAGCUUCACCUGCGCACACACUCAAGGGAGAGACCUUUCAAAUGUACUGUGUGUGGUAAAGACUUUGCUGACAAAGGUUAUCUGAAGACGCAUCUGAAGAUCCACAGCAACCAGAAACUACCUUUGUGGGCGCAAGUUCAUAAGGCUUGGGUUAUUGAAGUUACACAUGCGCUCACACACCGGGGAAAGGCCCUACCACUGCACAAUGUGCGACAAGGAGUUUAGACUCACACCUGAAGAACCACCAUCUCACUCACACAGGUGAGAAACCAUACACCUGUACCGAGUGCGGUAAAAGCUUCACUCAGUCUGGAGAUCUGACUAAACACAAGCGCCUCCACACUGGGGAGAGGCCAUUUGAAUGUUCUGAAUGCCACAAACGCUUUAUCUGCUCUGCUUCUCUGACCCUGCACGUGAGGACCCACACUCACCGUGACGUAAAGCCAUACUCCUGCCAAGAGUGUGGGAAGAGCUUUUAUGAACAGUCACGUUAAAGUCCACAUGAAACUCCACAAGGGGAAACCGUAUACCUGCCCCCACUUUUAUUUUUAUUUUUUUUAUCAACCUCUCCAAUCACCUGCCUAGAUGUCUUUAACUUAAAUGCGUUAAACCUAUGAAUGAAUAGGAGGGGGGAUUUGUUCCCUUCAGUGAUCGAUGCUUGACAACAUAUGCGAACUGUACCACUACUGUGUAUGGUAACUCCAUAUCACAGAAUCUACCUAUGAUACCACAAUGUCUUUAGCAAUAUUCCAAUUUGUUCACAUACAUUAGAUUGUUAGUUAUGUUUUUGUUAUCUUGUAGCUGUUUUAACCUGUAUUUGAUAUAUUUUUUUUAAAGGGACUGUGAUGUACAGAAGAUUGUUUGACUUAUUGUCCUAGUGAUGAGUAGGUGAUAAUGUUUUGAAAAGAUGGUAUGUUUAUUCCUUUUUGUUUUGUAGUGUAUUCCUUGAUUUGGAACAAGAGGAGCAUUUAUGUAAAGCUCACUCUCCAUGCAUUGUUAUAAACAUGACGUUAGAUUCAUGGGGCUCCCGAGUGGCGCAGCAGUCUAAGGCACUGCAUCUCAGUGCUAGACGCGUCACUACAGACAACCUGGAUUCGAACCAGGGUGUAGCACAACCGGCCGUGAUUGGGAGUCCCAUAGGGCGGCGCACAAUUGGUCCCGGUUUGGCUGGUGUUGGCUGUCAUUGUAAAUAAGAAUUUGUUGUUAACUAGAGGAAUAAUUAGAACGUUAAUUACAUAAAGACCACUUGAACAGUUGGAAAACAUGAUUUGUUUCAUCCCAUAAGCCAUCAUUGGCCUGCACUGGUUGAAAUGUAGCAAUACCAAACCUAUGAAGCCAUACUUCUGCCAAGAAUGAGGGAAAAGCUUCUAUGAACGGAAACGCUUUAGACGCCACAUGAAGACUCACACGGGGGAGAGAUCGUACCCCUGCCCCCCUUGCUUUUCCAGCUUCAAACCAAACAUCUUGAAACACCUGCCUAAUGUCGGAAAUUAUAAUGAUUUGCCUUUUUUAUAUAACACCUUAUAUAAUAACUCAUUGUAUUCAUAGGUAUGACUUGGAGAUGACUCCACCACAGUGAAACUAUAACGUUAUAAUGGAACAUCAUUAGGUUAUAGUUACAUUGUUUAAUGAACUGUUUUUUUGUAUUUCUUUUUUUUCUUAAUUUCAUCGCUUUUUAAAUGACAAGAUUUGUAUGCCGACUCCUGCUGAUGACUGACAAAGGUGACGGUCUGUGAAAGAUGGCAUGUACAGUCUCUCAUUUUUGUAAAUAUGAGUAUAUCUUUUCAUGUGACAACACUGAAGAAAUGACACUUUGCUACAAUGUAAAGUAGU
Molecule: messenger RNA, 2708 nt
Organism: Salmo salar (Atlantic salmon)
Lineage: Eukaryota; Metazoa; Chordata; Actinopteri; Salmoniformes; Salmonidae
Product: zinc finger Y-chromosomal protein 1-like
Biological process (GO): regulation of transcription by RNA polymerase II
Cellular component (GO): nucleus
Molecular function (GO): RNA polymerase II transcription regulatory region sequence-specific DNA binding; DNA-binding transcription factor activity, RNA polymerase II-specific
Source: RefSeq, a predicted model, not a curated record